Messenger RNA from Aureobasidium pullulans EXF-150, 270 nucleotides. RefSeq lists its product as uncharacterized. Bases 1 to 270 code for a protein of 89 amino acids. The record is from RefSeq and is a predicted model, not a curated record. NCBI's taxonomy places the organism in Eukaryota, Fungi, Ascomycota, Dothideomycetes, Dothideales, Saccotheciaceae. The transcript is spliced from 2 exons.
AUGGCCCCUCCAGAAGCAACCCAGAACACGCCGCUCGCGCCAUCAGUAGAAAAGGCCUACUAUCGCAAGUGCAUAGAGCUUAAGCGCCGAUUGAAUGAUGUCGAAGAAGCCAACGAUGCUGCACGCCAGCGCAAGGCUCGUCUGAACAGAGCCAUCAUGAAGAUGCGCCUCGAACGCGCCUUUCUUCUCGAACAACUAGCAAAGCGCCUACAAAACACUCCCGAUGGUACCGACAAGAUCAAAAUCGACAAGAUUACAAACAGCGACUAG